UGUAAUAUCCCAAUACGUCAUGUGGUUCAAAAUGGCCGCGUCGGGAUAAAAACAACGCGUUUUGGGUCAUAAUUUUUAGAUUUUCAUAUCUGUAUUCACUGUUUUGAAUAUGCUACGGUGUGGACUUUGAUCACGAUAACCUUGGGCAAAGAUACGCUGCAUUUGAAUGACUCUAUAGACUGAAAAAGGAAGACCUCUUUGAGGAGUGACUAGCAGGUACUACAGACAUCAGACUCCAUCAGCAGGAUGAGAUACGCCCAGCUGGUGAUGGGUCCCGCGGGGAGUGGGAAGAGCACGUACUGCAGUACCAUUGUGAAACACUGUGAGGCACUGAGGAGAAGCGUGCGUGUUGUGAACCUGGACCCUGCAGCGGAGUAUUUUGAUUAUCCAGUCAUGGCAGACAUCCGUGAGCUGAUCAGUGUGGAUGAUGUCAUGGAGGAUGACUCUCUCAGAUUCGGCCCAAACGGAGGCUUGGUCUUCUGUAUGGAAUAUUUCAUCCAAAACUUUGACUGGUUAGAAGAGGAGCUGGGUGAAGGAGAGGAUGACUACUUCUUGUUUGAUUGCCCAGGUCAGAUUGAGCUGUACACACACAUCCCUGUGAUGAGACAGUUAGUGGACACACUACAGCACUGGAACUUCAGGGUCUGUGCUGUCUUCCUCAUUGACUCACAGUUCAUGGUUGACCCUUCCAAGUUCCUGUCGGGUGUGCUGUCUGCCCUGUCAGCAAUGGUGACCUUGGAGGUUCCACACAUCAAUGUCAUGACCAAGAUGGACCUCCUCAGCAAAAAGGCCAAGAAAGAGAUAGAAAGAUAUCUUGAUCCAGACAUCAGAGGCAUUCUCGCCGAUGGCAGGGAAGGAUAUUUCGACCAGAAAUUCCAGAAACUGACAAAAGCAUUGGGAACAGUGGUGGAUGACUUCAGCCUGGUUCAGUUCCUACCAUUAGACAGAUCAGACGAGGACUCCAUCGACAUAGUCCUGAACACCAUCGACAGUGCCAUACAGUACGGGGAAGACCUCGAGCCAAGGGAAGUACCGGAACUACCUGACGAUGAUGACGAUGAUGGAAGAGACAGUGGAUUCCCUGGGGAGGAGAGCUGAUAUCCUGGGAACAAGAUUAUAGUUCUAUGGAGAAAUUGAUACCAACUACAAUGUUCCUCCAUCUAGCAUUUUUGUUUACAUUUACAACAGGUCUGUUUGGCAGAGAAAGCUUUAGAAAGGACUUGAAAACUGUCACUAGCAUCAGUCUUUAAAUGACGAGUGAGACUUCAUAAGAGAUCAUGUUUUUAUAACCCAGAAGAAAGUGUCAGUGAUAAUCCUCUGCAUAUUGAACAGUAAGUAUGUAGGUGGACUGUCUGUAUACUAUUAUAUUUUGUACCAGGGCUGUCUUCAGGACCAUCUCUCUUUCCAAGUACAGAAAUUUGAUUGUUGGGACGAAAAUUUCACCCCUUCGUUAAAAAAAAUCUGAACUCCAUGAUAUGAAAAUGUAUUAGCUUAAAAUGACCAUUCUCCUAUAGCAGAGUACCGUCAGUCAUUUAUUCCUGAAAACAGAUGGAGUCCCUCUGACGACUCUGUUUCGCCUUUGCAUAGGAGAAUGAAAAUGACAAGAUUGAACAACAACUUGGGCUCCUAAACAAUGAGUGGGAUGGGGAAAAUAUUAAAAGCUUGAAACAGCCCUGGUUAACAACACUAUUAGAUGGAAAAUAUCUCCUUUGUCACAUUUUCAGAAUACACUAUUAAGAACAUUAUGGGAAUAAAGAUCUCAAACAUUA
Molecule: messenger RNA, 1769 nt
Organism: Branchiostoma floridae (Florida lancelet)
Lineage: Eukaryota; Metazoa; Chordata; Leptocardii; Amphioxiformes; Branchiostomatidae
Product: GPN-loop GTPase 3-like
Exons: 10
Coding region: 247-1098 (283 amino acids)
Molecular function (GO): GTPase activity
Source: RefSeq, a predicted model, not a curated record